Messenger RNA from Amoebophrya sp. A120, 2160 nucleotides. The record is from the annotation of a GenBank genome assembly. NCBI's taxonomy places the organism in Eukaryota, Dinophyceae, Syndiniales, Amoebophryaceae.
UUUUGGUUCUGAAAUGUGUUGUAAGGCUGCACAACAAGAAGAACAACUACCCCAAGCAGUGGUGUCGUGAUGCAAUUGACACUUAUGCUGGUUUGGUUAUAUUUUGAGUGUGGUUCAUCUGGUUGCACCAAGUAAAGAACACCAGGGCGUGUAGGUUUGAGUUCUGUCCGCCGAACAUGAUUCUGUGCUUGUUGAGCAGUUCCUUCCGUUGGUAAUAGCUCUGUGUUUUCCUAUUUGUGAGUAGUAAGUUGUUUGCACGGGAUAAUAAUAAUAUUUCAACAGCAGAAGUUUUUCUUUGUGUUUGUUUUUGCCGAAGAAACGACCAUGGCAUCAUCUCCUGCUGCGCUGCAAGGUACGGAGCAAACAGCAGCCCGAGGAUUAGGAGAAGUGGAGGACCUCCCAGUUAACGAGUCUCCGUCCACGGCCGCAAGUACUAGCGAAGAUCCGGCUGAUGUUGACACGACGACGUCUGCGUGGAUCGAGCGUGUCCCACUGCCCAACGGGGAGCGGUUGCUGUUGCAAGAAGAGUAUUGGUCAGCGGACGAGUACGACACCGGACAGGUGUCUUCCAACGCACAGGUUUGGGAGGCCGGGAUGCUUCUGGUAAACUGCUUGCACCGCCUACUUUUAUAUGAACCGGUGUGGGAAACGUCGCCCUUUCUUGAUUAUUCAGCCAGUGCUGGACCGCCAUUUGAGACCAGCAGCAGUGCGUGUAAUAAAAACGCCGUAGCAGGAGCGCCAACAAGAAGUUGUGCAACAUCUAGAACGGUGCUGCUUGAUUUGGGUACAGGAACUGGUGUUUGCGGGCUUGCGGCCGCCAAAAUGGGACUCGCGGACCACAUAGUUCUCACCGACCUUCCACUCGUACUCGAAACGGUGACGCGGGAGAAUGUGAAAAGGAACCACGACUUUAUUUCUGGACAGCAAGUAGGGCGAGAAGUGACGGUGGAAUGCAUGCCGCUGGAUUGGCGGGAGAUCAACGAUGACAAAAUCGCGGAUUGCCUGCUUCGGAGCAUGACCUCCUGCGACGCAAACGAGACUGGUGGUGCGCAGAACAAGUGCAGUGCCAGUACUGCGACCGGCGAUGUUCUUGAGAGCACCUACCAAGGAAUAGAGCCUGUGAAGCAGGUGAACCUUCGGGUCAUCGCAAGUGACCUGGUCUACGCGGAGCAGGAGGUUCCGAACCUGCUUUCCGUUGUGACCAAAUUGGCGGAAUGGUUCCACCGUAACCGUUUUACUUCUUGGGAUAGACAGGAACAUGAUCCCGAAGCCGAACUGCAGGGAACACAAGAGAGGACCUUCAGGAAAGCUGCGGACGACUCGUCAAGAACAGCGGUGGAGACGACACGAACGACGAAAGGUGCUUCUUUACAAGCUUGCCUGCAAAGAACGCGACUGGUGGACAUGGAGUUUCUGUUCACAGUACAAUUUCGGCCAGGCGAAACCAAUCGGGCCGCCAUCGCCGUUUUUGUCACGUCACUGAUCCGGCUUGUUUUGUGCGAGGAUCGCUACACGGGCAAAAGAAGUUUUCGUGAUACAACUUGUUCCGGACAAGCAGCAGCCGGUACUAGCGGUGCAGCUUAUGCCAAAGACGUCGCGUUUUACCCGCCCCCGACGGCCCCGGAAUUCUAUCCGAUGUACCUUGAAGAAAGCGAAAGUUUGUUGGGACUCACAAUGGACCGUCUGUGCGGGGACAAUCAGGGGCUCAAGCAUUGGGAUUGGAAGGUUCACGACGCUGCCGUAAGACGAGCAGUCUAUGGCCAAAACUGGGUGCUAGAGGAGAUCACUUGGCAUUACCUCUUGCCGGAGAAUGGCCGAGCCUCGGUUUUAGCCCGACUACCCGGAAAAAAACGUGGGACCAUUGUGCUUCUCAGGUUGCGGUCGUUGGAAUGACGAAGCACACAAAGACAAAGACCCUAGCGAAAUUUCUCUUGCUGCUGCGCCUCGCACAAGCGUGGUAGUGCAUAAUACUGGCCCCUAAUCAUUUGAGCUCGAUUUGGGGACCCCCCCAACAUUUGAAUCGCGACGCCGGAAUGUUGUUUUCUGCUCAGACAGCGUUUCCUAUAGUACCGAAUCAGGUGAAAUAGAGAUUCAUCCUCAGCGACAAUUACACUUUAUAGAGCCGUUGUGCUGCAGCUCCAAAAUUUGGUGCCACCUGGU